ACAAGACACAAUAAUAAUGUUGGUGAAAAUAAUUUUGUUUUGUGUUUUGAUUGUUUUUGGCGAAACAUUUGAAGUAUCUAAUGAAACUCAAAAUGGAACUUCUGAAAAUAAUUUAGUUUAUGCAGUAGUUAUUGAUGCUGGUUCUACUGGAUCCAGAGUUGUUGGUUAUGAAUUUGAAAAACAAGGUGAAGAUCUGAAAUUGCUUCGUGAAGAAUUCCACAAACAACGUCCAGGAUUGUCUAGUUAUGCCAAUAAUCCAGAAUUGGGUGCCCAAAAAAUCAUGGACCUCCUCAACCAAGCCAACAAUUUCGUACCAGACCACAAAAAAACAGAAACAAUUCUCUAUCUAAGGGCAACUGCUGGUCUACGUCUUUUAGGAGAAGAAGUUGCCCAAAAAUUACUUCAGGCAGUCCAAAGACAAUUCGAGAAAACUUCAUAUAAAGUGGAGCAAAAUGCUGCAGGAUUAUUAAGUGGGACUGAUGAAGGGAUAUUUGCAUGGUUUGCUGUCAAUUAUUUUAAAGAAACUUUAGAUAAAAGAACUUAUGCAGCCUUAGAAAUGGGUGGAGGUUCAGCACAAGUAACAUAUGUUCCGCAAUAUAAAUAUGUGAAUUUUUUGAAAAAAGAUAUACAUCCUGUGCCUUAUAAGAAUCUCAAAGUUUUCAGCAAAAGUUUUUUAGGUCUUGGUCUAAAUGCAGCCAGAGAUACAAUGUUCCAAGCAGAUUCUUGGAACAAAAUUGAAGAAGGACAAACAGUCUUCAGUAGAUGUUUUCAUCCACAAAUCAAAAACGUUGAAUUUGAAUUUAACAAUAAAAAGUAUUACAUCAGUGGAAAACCAGGUGAUUUAAGAAAUAAUCGACCAAACAUGUAUUCGUGCAGAUAUUAUGUCAUAAAAUAUAUUUUGCCAAAAAUUCAGCCAAAACCUUUGGGUUUGUGUGAAGAAGAUUCUGUGGCUUUGAGUGCUUUUUAUUAUAGAGGACGAGCUGCUGAAUUAAUCGUUGGUUCAAGUGGCAAAAUUUGUUUAGGUGAUUUAUGGAGAAAAGCUGAUAUGGAAUGUGCAAAACCUAAUGAGAAAGAUCCAUUCUUAUGUAUGGAUAUGAUUUAUAUGUACACUUUGCUUAAAAAUGGAUAUGGACUCAGAGAUACUAAUUAUCUAGAAAUGAUCCUAAAUAUUGACAACCACGAACUAUCCUGGGCCUUGGGUUUUGCUUACAGUAAACUAAUUGAAAAAAUACAAAAUUAG
Messenger RNA from Ctenocephalides felis (cat flea), 1240 nucleotides. RefSeq names its product ectonucleoside triphosphate diphosphohydrolase 5-like. The transcript has 9 exons. Gene Ontology annotation, molecular function: UDP phosphatase activity; GDP phosphatase activity. The coding region runs from base 17 to 1240 and encodes 407 amino acids. Gene Ontology annotation, cellular component: membrane. The record is from RefSeq and is a predicted model, not a curated record. Gene Ontology annotation, biological process: nucleoside diphosphate catabolic process. Lineage: Eukaryota; Metazoa; Arthropoda; Insecta; Siphonaptera; Pulicidae.